Ylistrum balloti is the source of this 483-nucleotide messenger RNA. RefSeq names its product ctenidin-1-like. The record is from RefSeq and is a predicted model, not a curated record. NCBI's taxonomy places the organism in Eukaryota, Metazoa, Mollusca, Bivalvia, Pectinida, Pectinidae. The coding region runs from base 1 to 483 and encodes 160 amino acids. The transcript is spliced from 2 exons.
AUGAACUCUUUCAUCGUCGCCGCCGCCGUCCUCGUCGCCGUUCUGUCGGUAGCCUCUGCCAACUAUUAUGACGAGGAUGAUGGCUUCAUUAUCGGAGGAGGGGGUGCCUACGUUGGCGGUGGUUAUAUGACUGGAGGAUACCCCAUCGUAAAGGGAUCAGGUCUGCCCUGCAAGAAGCACUUUGGUGGAUACGUAAAGGGCGGAGUGAUUAGUCACGGUUAUCCAACAGUCUACACCACCGGAAGUCACUACGCAGGUUCCCAGAUGUACGGCGCCGGCCAGUACGGCGGUGGUCAUUACGCUGGUUCCCAGAUGUACGAUGCUGGUCAUUACGGAGGUUCCCAAAUGUACGGUGCUGGUCAGUACGGAGGUUCUCAAAUGUACGGAGCUGGACAGUACAGCUCUGGAGUUGGACACUACGCUGGUGGACAACAGAUGUACAGUGGUGGACAGCAGUAUUAUCCCGGUCAAACUGUCUACUAA